This is a messenger RNA of Bufo gargarizans (Asiatic toad), 1746 nucleotides long. RefSeq names its product gastrula zinc finger protein XlCGF57.1-like. Bases 88 to 1485 code for a protein of 465 amino acids. Lineage: Eukaryota; Metazoa; Chordata; Amphibia; Anura; Bufonidae. The transcript has 7 exons. The record is from RefSeq and is a predicted model, not a curated record. Gene Ontology annotation, biological process: regulation of DNA-templated transcription.
UUGCACAGACAGGAUGUGAGAUAUCAUAACAUCCAGGUCGGAGGUGAGGAUUGCUGGUGCGGAGGACUGGGCACAAAGGCGACAUUGAUGAGACUGGCUGCAGGUCGUGGGGUGAAGAUGAAAUAUUCUGUGGGUCAUCAGACUGAUUCACUGAGCAUGAUCGAAGAAAGGAGAAAUAACACUGGGUUGAUAUUAAAUCUAACUCUGGAGAUUAUUUACCUGUUGACUGGAGAGAAGUAUGAGCCAGUGAAGAAGUCCAGUAAAAAUGUGUCAGAUGGAAGGAGCAAGACUCAUAAAAGAAACAAUGAAGGGAAGAUCCUAAAUCUCACCAACAAGAUCAUUGGAUUGCUCACUGGAGAGGUCCCUAUAAGGUGUCAGGAUGUCACUGUCUAUUUCUCAUUGGAGGAGUGGGAGUAUUUAGAGGGACACAAGGAUCUCUACAAGGAUGUAAUAAUGGAGAAUCACCAAAUACUCAAAUCAUCAGAUGGAUCAAGUUCCAGUAAUCCACCUGAGAAAUUUCCAAGUCCUAAUUUUCACAUUCCCAUGGGAAAUUCUGUUGUCCACCAUGAUAAUCAGGAUGAAGAAUCCAUCCGGAUUAAAGUUGAGGAAAUUCAUGAAGAGGAAGCAACAUAUGUAAUGCAUGAUCAGAAGUAUGAGGAGGAGGAACAUCCUACUUAUAUUAAGACAGCAGAAACACACGGGAACGGUAAUAGUUUGGCUGGAAGUCUCAUUCUAUAUCCAGAUUGUAAAGGUGGAGACAGAAACAUCAAAGGACAUCUUCCAGGAGAAAACUCUGUUAUGCUGAAUAUACACCCCGCCCUUCAUGGCUUAGAUCAAUCCUAUAACCCAACCAUAAUUGGAGGUUAUCCCUCUGAUUUAUCACAUAUUAUUGAGCACAGUUCACCUCAUCUCGGUGAUAAUAUAUAUACAGAUUCAGAUUCUCAAAAGUAUUUUACUUUGAUAAAUGACCCUGUAGUGAAACAGUUUUCAUCUUCUGAGUAUGGAAAUCAGUUUAAGUUCAAAAUGUAUCUUUCCAAACAUCCGAGGAUUCACAGAGUGGACAAACCAUUUCCGUGCUAUGAAUGCGGUCGAUGUUUUGCACAGAAAUCUAAUCUGAUGAAUCAUCUAAAGAUUCAUACAGGGGAGAAGCCAUUUGAAUGUCCUCAAUGUGGGAAAAGGUUUACCAAGAAGUCAAAUCUCCUCGAACAUCUUCGCGUUCACACAGGGGAGAAACCAUUUCCAUGUUCUGAAUGUGGGAAAUGUUUCAAGAAUAAAUCUCAUCUGGUGGAGCAUCGGAGAACUCACACAGGGGAGAAGCCAUUUCCAUGUUCUGAGUGUGGAAAAGGUUUCACAAACAAGUCCAGGCUUCUUGAACAUCUCAGAAUCCACACGGGUGAGAAGCCGUUUUCUUGUUCACAGUGUGGCAAGUCAUUCACAAAGAAAUCAAACCUGGUUAUACAUCAGAGAAGUCAACGUCACUUAUGACGACAGAAGCGUCUUUUGCUGCAUAUGUUAACAUAUUUCUUUAUGUUUUUGGCCAAUAAAAUUAGCAAAACUCGAUGAAGGAAAAAUAGGAAAUAUUAUACAAUGAUUAUUAUUAUCAUUAUUAUUGCUUCUUCCCAAGCAAUAUACCCUUUGUGUGUAAAAGGGGGUGCACAUUGAAAAAUCACAUCUGCAUAUGUGCUUGUUGAACAUCUAUUUUGGAAAUCAUGGGCAUUAAAGGUUUUUUUUUGGUUUUCAUCAACA